Molecule: messenger RNA, 849 nt
Organism: Necator americanus (New World hookworm)
Lineage: Eukaryota; Metazoa; Nematoda; Chromadorea; Rhabditida; Ancylostomatidae
Exons: 5
Coding region: 1-849 (282 amino acids)
Source: RefSeq, a predicted model, not a curated record
AUGGCUUUGAUACAAAAGAACAUCUGCUGUCGGCAACGAACGAGAAAAGAAGUCGUCUACGAUGAUUGUGAACUCGAGGACUCCUUGUCCCAAGGUGACUGGCACAUCGAGGAGGACCCCACUGGACUACGAUAUGCUGCUCAGAGGAUUACGAACCUUUGCCGACUGACGCUGAAUGAAGCCCAGCCUCAAGAACAAGCUGGAUUCCGUCAGGGGUUCAGCUGCUUGGACCACAACCAGACCGUGUUAAGGGUCGUAGAGGUUUGCCGGGAAUACCGCCUGCCCCUUCUUCUAACUUUUGUCGACCAUGAGAAAGCCUUCGACAGCGUAGAAACGAAUGCAAUACUGUCAGCGCUGGUCGAUCAUGUUGUGGACGCGACAGAAGAAAGAAAAGACGUUGGAAAUGAUGUGAAGCAGAUUGUGAAGAGAGACAUUGAUAAAGACUAUUCGGUGGACCAUAAUCCUACUGCUGGUGAUAAGACCGAAGAGGACGAGGACGAUCCGAUGCGAACAAAGGGCAACGAUGAUGAUAAUAUGAUUCCUGAGGGAGAUGUUCGGACUAGGGCCUCGGUUGUGGUCGGUGGUACUUGUCAGAAAGUCGACAAAAAAUACAACUGUGCUGAAGAAGAUGUUGUUCCCGUGUUCCAAAUUAACAGACGAGCUUUGUCAUUGCAUGAUGAAAAGCGAUGGCAGCUACGAGAGAUAUUUGGCAAAGCCAGCUCAGCAUUCCACUCAUUGACCAAGUAUUUGUGGUCGACCCCUAACGCCAACAAAGACAAACUGCGAGCCUACCUACCCGCAAUUCGCCCACUCAUGAUGGACAGAAUUCCGCUGCACCGUCGAAGAUGA